Molecule: messenger RNA, 2433 nt
Organism: Micromonas pusilla CCMP1545
Lineage: Eukaryota; Viridiplantae; Chlorophyta; Mamiellophyceae; Mamiellales; Mamiellaceae
Gene: KLP1
Product: kinesin-like protein, flagellar associated
Exons: 2
Coding region: 1-2433 (810 amino acids)
Biological process (GO): microtubule-based movement
Cellular component (GO): microtubule; kinesin complex
Molecular function (GO): microtubule motor activity; microtubule binding; ATP hydrolysis activity
Source: RefSeq, a predicted model, not a curated record
AUGAAGCCCGCUCCGCGCGACGCGACGACGAGCGCGGUGAAGGUGUUCCUCCGCGCGCGGCCGUGCAUCGACGAUGAGGGCUCGUUCGUCGUGCAAGCGGAUAACAAGACCGUCAACGUGGACCUCAAACCCGACAAGACCGCCGCGCGACGAGGCCUGGACGUCAACAACGCCGCGGACGGCUUCGCGUUCACGUUCGACAACGUCCUCAAGGAUAUCAACCAGGAGGGCGUCUACGAUCACUGCGCGAGCGAGGUGGUGGAUAACGUCAUGAACGGGUACAACGGCACGGUGUUCGCGUACGGGCAGACGGGCGCGGGGAAGACGUUCACGAUGACGGGCGAGCCGGGCGAUUACAAGCAGCGCGGCGUCGUCCCGAGAGCGGUCCACCACAUCUUCCACGAGAUGGACCUGCGAGUGGAGAAGGAAAAAGUCGUUCGCGUCUCCUACCUCGAAAUUUACAACGAGCAGAUGUACGACCUCCUCGCGGACUCCUCCGAGGACGGCGGGAUCCCGUCGCGCCGAGAGUCCCUCACGAUCGUCGAGCGCGGGGACGAGGUGCGAGUGAAGGGUCUGACGAAGAAGUACGUCGCGAGCGAGGCGGAGGCGCUGGCGGCGUUUUUCGCGGGGGACGCCAACAGAGCCGUCGCCGCGCACGCGCUCAACAAAUCCUCCUCGCGCUCGCACUGCGUCUUCACGAUUCACCUGGAGCAACGCGCGACAGGGGACGGGCCGGAUAAGACGAUCGUGUCGAAGCUUCACCUGGUCGAUCUCGCCGGGAGCGAGCGCGUGAAGAAGUCGCACGUCACCGGCGCGCUGUUCAAAGAGGCGACGUUCAUCAACCGAUCGCUGAGCUUGCUGGAGCAGACGGUGAUGGCGAUGUCGAGGAAGGACAAGGCGAUUCCGUACCGCCAAUCGAAGCUCACGAGCGUGCUUCGCGAUUCGUUGAUUGGGAACUGCAAGACGGUCAUGAUCGCGUGCGUGUGGCCGGAGUUUGGACACGUGGAGGAGACGGUGUCCACGUGUCGGUUUAGCGGCCGCGUGCGGACGCUGCGCACGAACCCGGUGAUCAACGAGAGCAAAGACCCGCGGGUGCUGCUUCGCAAGUACGAGCGGCAGGUCCAGGAGCUGAAGCAAGAGCUCGCGAUGCGGGACACGUUCGCGAACCGCGAGACGGUCAACUACGGCGACUUAUCCGAGAUCGAGCGCACGGAGCUGAGCGAAAAGGUGAGGGAUUACGUGCACGGGAUGACGACGCUGGAGGAGCUGCCGUGCGAUUCCCUGAAGCGCGUGAGAGAGACGUUCAAGCUGUUCAAGGCGUUCCAUCUGCAGAUGCGCGAGGAACACGCCGCGGAGAUGGCCGCGCGGCCGUCGCCGCCCGCGGAGGAUGACGCGGCGGUCUCUUCGGAAGAGACCACCGCGGAGGCGCAAAACGCGGAGGAGGCGCCUUCCGCGGCGGAGGGAGAAGAAGACGGCGCCGCCGCCGCGGAGGGCGACGGCGACGGCGACGAGGUCGGGGACGUCGACGACGGCGACGGCGGGUUCCACCUCGGCGUCGCGCCCGACGACGCGGCGCCGCCGGCGGACCCGGAUUCCGACCGCCCGCGGUCCGCGAACGCGCAGCUCGCGGGCGCGCUCGGCGGGACGGGCGUGCGGCCGCCGAUUCUCGCGCCGGAGAUGAGCGUCCACUCGAAGAAGAACUCCGCGUUUGCAAUCUACAAAAAGAUGAUCGCCCCGGAGAGAGCCGCGGAGCUCCGCGACAAGGUGGAGACCCUGCGCGUCAAGCGCGUCGAGCUCAACGCCGCGGUCGAGGUCGUCAACGCCGCCAAGGCGAGCAUCGACGAGCUGUCCGUCGUCGUGGAAGAGAUGCGCUCGGCGGCGGCGGCGGACGAGAAGCUCUCGGCGAAGGCGUCGACGCUUCGUCUCGACGCGGAGGCGGAGGCGUCCGCGUCCGGAUCCGGCGCGGCCGCGGCGACGCCUUCGCGGGAAGGGAGCCCCGGCGGAUCCGUCGCGGGCGCGGGCGCGGGCGCGGACCCUUCCGCGACCUCGAUGCUCGCGGACGAGGUGAUCGACGAGGAGACGUACGCCGCCAUGGCGCGGCUCAAGGCGACCAAGGGGGAGUACCGCCGCGCGUACGACGAGGUGAAGGAUCUCAAGACGGCAGUCGCGCCGCACGUGACCGCGGUGCAGGAGUGCCGCGCCGAGCUUCUGCGCGAGUUUCAGCGGUGGUACGACGACGGCGGGCACGGGCAGAUCGGCGGCGUCGGCGCGAGCGAGGAGGAGCUCGAUUACGGCGAGCAGUUCGUGAGCAUGGAGCUGCAAAAGAUCGCGAGCGAGGAUCCGGAGAGCGUCGCGUUUUUCGCGGCGAAGAAGACGAUGCGGCAGGCGCCGCGGAGCGUCCCGCUCUCGCUGACGCGCUCGCGGGGGAGGUGA